Messenger RNA from Trichomycterus rosablanca, 1437 nucleotides. RefSeq names its product necdin-like 2 (gene ndnl2). NCBI's taxonomy places the organism in Eukaryota, Metazoa, Chordata, Actinopteri, Siluriformes, Trichomycteridae. The record is from RefSeq and is a predicted model, not a curated record. Gene Ontology annotation, cellular component: nucleus. The coding region runs from base 101 to 865 and encodes 254 amino acids. The transcript has 10 exons.
CAACAAACAUCGCACGACUGUCUGGUUCUGAAAGUUUUUAUUUAAAAUCAUUUGAAGUUUGUAUUUUGAUAAACAGAGUUUAUGUAGGAAGCGAUUAGAUAUGUCUCAGAAUAAGAGAGCGGCUUCUCAGAACAGGAGAUCACAGGUGGUGCCGGAUGAGGAUGAUGACGGAACCUUCACACAGCCCAGUUCGUCUCAGGUUCUGAGAGCCAAAGAGAACUUCUCAAAUGUCCAGAUCGAGCGUAAGGUUGCUGAGGUGGUGCAGUUCAUUUUAAUAAAGGACCAGAAGAAAAUCCCGAUCCGCAGAACAGACAUUGCCAAACACGUGAUUAAGGAGUACAGGAACUUAUACCAGGACAUCAUGAAGAGAGCCGACCGUACAUUCGAGCAGGUUUUCGGGAUGAAGCUGCUGGAGAUCGACUCCAAGAAUCACGUUUACAUCCUCGUCAACAAGCUGGAUUCCGUACGCGAGGAGCCGCUCAGCAUGUGCCCCACAAACCCCAAGACUGGCCUGCUGUUCGUCAUUCUGAGCGUGAUCUUCAUGAAGGGAGGGAUAGUGAAAGAAGCUCUGGUGUGGAACACGCUGAAGAAGCUAAGAGUGGACGUCGGAGAGAAACACGAGGAGUUUGGAGAUGUGAAGAAGGUGGUGACCGAUGAGUUUGUGCGGCAGAAAUAUCUGGAGUAUGUGCGCGUUCCUCACACUGAUCCGCAGGAGUACGACUUUCGCUGGGGGACGAGGGCUGAAAAAGAGGUGUCCAAAAUAAAAAUGCUGGAGAUCGUCGCAGAGCUGCACAACCAGGAGCCUCAGUCAUGGUCUCAGCAGUACAAAGACGCCACGACCACUGAAACCAGCCAGAGAUCGUGAUGUACUGGAGAUCCAGCAGGGUGUUGUGUAGAUCAGUCUGUGUUUUAAGUUACUAGACUGUACUGAGCAGAACUAGAUGUGAGAUGUUAUUGAAUUUAAUACACUACAUGGACAAAAGUAUUGGGACACAAUUAUUAUGGAAAUAUUAUUACAUUUAUUCACAACAGUUGCUAACAGGUGUAAUGAAUCACCUACAUAAAGGUAAUUAUAUGCUCUCAGCUUCGCAGCAACAGUUUAGGGAAGGGACUUCACUCCAGUGUCCUGACCUCACACUCAACAGCUACGGGAUGAACCGAAACAUCGACAUCAACAAUGGGCACAAAUACCUACAGUCCUGUGAGAAGCCGUAUCAGUAGAGUGGCAGCCAUUAUAGCUGAAAUAACAGGAUGUACAUCAUGCUCAUGGUCAGGUGUCCAAAUACUUUUGGCCAUAUAGUUUGUCAACAGAAUUUUGCACUGACUUGAAUUCGCACCGUUAAUCUGUACAAUUUUAUAAUAAAUUAUGUUUCUUUUGCUUACUUAUUGAUUUAAUGUUAUAUGUGUUUUUUUAUUAAAAGAAUGGGAUGCUCUGGA